AUGGGUUUGAUUGAUAAACCAAUCAUUAUUGAUGGAAAAGAUCAUCUUUUGGGACGACUAGCAUCGGUUGUCGCCAAACAGCUCCUCCUUGGUCAGAAAAUUGUUGUUGUGCGAUGCGAAGAGAUCAUCAUUUCUGGCAAUUUCCAUCGUUCUAAACUGAAGUUUAUGAGCUUUUUGCGUAAGCGAUGCAACGUUAAACCGGCACGUGGUCCUUAUCACUUCCGUGCACCAAGUCGUAUAUUCUGGCGAACUGUCCGUGGCAUGCUGCCGCAUAAAACACAUCGCGGAAAGGCGGCACUGCUUCGUUUGAAGGCAUUUGAUGGCAUCCCGCAACCUUAUGAUCGAGUUAAACGACAAGUUCACCCCGCAGCUUUGCGGCAUUUGGCGUUGAAACCAAGAAGGAAGUAUUGCACAGUUGGACGUCUUGCGCAUGAAGUAGGUUGGCAGUAUCUCGAUGUGGUCGCAAAGCUGGAAGCCAAAAGAAAAGUUAAAAGUGCCGCAUUUCAUGAACAUAAAAAGAUGAAGUCGAGGCUAUUCGGACAGGCGUUGAAAUCAGAUCUUGUUAAAAAUUCACCUUAUCAAAAGCUGAUAGAAUCUUAUGGUUACCAGUAA
Molecule: messenger RNA, 612 nt
Organism: Cercopithifilaria johnstoni
Lineage: Eukaryota; Metazoa; Nematoda; Chromadorea; Rhabditida; Onchocercidae
Source: the annotation of a GenBank genome assembly